GCUUGGCGCGGGAUCGUCCCCCAACAAAGCUUCUCCCCCGUACACCUCCCCCGUUAUCAUUUUCUGCUUUAUUCCCUUCCGCACUUUGCCAUCAUGGAUCUGUCGAAAUACACCGAAUGCCUUUCGCAGUGGCCUGAUUAUCUGGCUCCAGGCCUGCCGACCGUCGGAGCAUCGCUGUUGCUGGCGACAGGCGGGCUGGUCGUCGCCAGCAAAGUGUGGACGUUUCUGCGGGUGCUUCUGAGUUUGUUUGUGCUUCCGGGCAAGCCGCUCCGCUCGUUCGGUCCGCCCGGUAGCUGGGCGGUGGUGACAGGGGCCUCGGAUGGACUGGGCAAGGAGUUCGCGCUGCAGCUGGCGCGGGCGGGAUUCAACAUUGUGCUGGUCUCGCGGACGGCGUCGAAGCUGACGGCGCUGGCGGAGGAGAUUUCCGCGCAAUUUCCGGCGGUGCAGACCAAGACGCUGGCGAUGGACUUUUCACGCAACGCCGACGCCGACUACGCUGCGCUGGGGGAGUUGGUUUCGGAGCUGGACGUAUCGGUGCUGGUCAACAACGUGGGGCUGAGCCAUUCGAUGCCAGUGCCCUUCGCCCAGACGCCCGCGUCCGAGCUGGCCGAUAUCAUCACCAUCAACUGCACGGGCACGCUGCGCGUCACCCAGCUGGUCGUCCCCGGCAUGACGCAGCGCCGCCGCGGUCUUAUUUUGACUAUGGGUUCGUUCGGCGGCCUGCUCCCUACUCCGCUGUUGGCCACCUACUCCGGCAGCAAGGCCUUCCUGCAGCAGUGGUCCACUGCGCUGGGUGCCGAGCUGGCCCCCUAUGGCGUUGACGUCGAGCUCGUCCAGGCGUACCUGAUUACCUCGGCUAUGUCGAAGAUCCGUCGUGCCUCCGCGUCCAUUCCCACGCCCCGCGCCUUUGUUCGCGCCGUGCUGUCGAAGAUCGGUCGCCACGGUGGCUCGUCCACGUACGCUUACAGCUCGUCUCCCUACUGGAGCCAUGGUAUCAUGGCGUGGUUCUUGACCUCUGUGACGGGGCCUAUGAACGGUUUUGUGCUGUCCCGGAAUAAGGCCAUGCAUGAGUCUAUCCGCAAGCGUGCUCUGCGCAAGGCGGAGCGUGAGAGUGGCAAGAAGAGCACUUGA
Penicillium alfredii is the source of this 1131-nucleotide messenger RNA. RefSeq names its product ketoreductase. The transcript is spliced from 2 exons. The record is from RefSeq and is a predicted model, not a curated record. The annotation marks the transcript as partial. Gene Ontology annotation, molecular function: ketoreductase activity. Lineage: Eukaryota; Fungi; Ascomycota; Eurotiomycetes; Eurotiales; Aspergillaceae. Gene Ontology annotation, biological process: fatty acid elongation. Gene Ontology annotation, cellular component: endoplasmic reticulum.